AAGAAGAAGAAGCAAGCAACCACAUGUUAGUUAUGCAACUUUGUGGGGUUUGUAGUGAUCAGGUUCCUAAAUACAGAUGUCCCGUCUGCAGGAUCAGAUAUUGUUCAGUAAAUUGCUUUAAGAAACACAAAGCUGAAGAUUCAUGUCAGCCAGAUGAAGAAAAAGCUCCAGCCAUAAAUAUCCCUACACCUGUAAGCAGUGCUGAAGAGCCCUGGACUGUGAAUGAUCUACUUGAUGAAGACAGUCAAAGUGACCGAGUGUCUCUAGAGAAACUUCACAAACUUGGUGAUUCAGAGGCACUGAAGAGUUUGUUGGUGAAUCCACAUCUCAGACAGUUAAUGAUGUCCGUGGAUUCAGCUGAAAAUAAGGACACGGCUAUAAAGAACGCAAUGCAGGAACCAUUGUUUGUCGAGUUUGCAGACCAGUGCUUGAAACUUAUUGAACCAGAUGAAACAGAACAUGAGGAUGAUGAUGAUGAAUGAUGAAGCUCACGGUCAUAUAUGAACUGAUUCCUUAUAAACCCACAAUAGCUAUUCUCCCAAUUACACAAAAACAUUUCUUCACAAGUACAGUUUGACUGUAAAAGAAGACACUGGGACCACAGAACGUUUAUAAUAAUUUUUAUUGUUACCAAACAGCACAUUUACUGGUUUGCUGAAGCGAUAACAAUUGGUGUUGCUGAGGUCAAACGAAUGAUUUCAAAGCAGAUCACAUAUUUACUUUGUUGAUCAAUGCCCUGAGUAUAGGACUGUAUGAAGGUACAGACUAGUUUUGGCUUUAACUGCACAUUUUGCACGUCAAUAAAUGUUUCAUAACUGA
Molecule: messenger RNA, 819 nt
Organism: Paramisgurnus dabryanus
Lineage: Eukaryota; Metazoa; Chordata; Actinopteri; Cypriniformes; Cobitidae
Gene: znhit3
Product: zinc finger, HIT-type containing 3
Biological process (GO): snoRNA localization; box C/D snoRNP assembly; maturation of LSU-rRNA from tricistronic rRNA transcript (SSU-rRNA, 5.8S rRNA, LSU-rRNA)
Cellular component (GO): nucleus; pre-snoRNP complex
Molecular function (GO): protein binding
Source: RefSeq, a predicted model, not a curated record